CAGUCCACUUCCGUUUCGAUAAUACAAAUUUACCCACGCUAAUUAGGAACUUCUUACACCUUCUUUUAUGACAAAAUUUAUCUCAGAAGGCUCAAUUUCUUAAAUUGGAAAUUUUAGAUAAACGGACAACAAACUUGACCACGAAUAUGUGACCAGGACAUCUGUGAAAUAGAUAAAAAUUGACACUUGUCUCAGUGGUUCAUUCAUGAAAAUGAUAAUUUUACAGUACACAAACUUUUAAAUCACUUUCAAUACACACCAGGCAGUUUUAUAUAUAAAAUCUUUCAGCAUAAAUUUGAAUUGAAGUUCAAAUAUAGUUGCAGUAAUGGAACGAUUGAAGAAAAGACUGAGUUUUCGGAAAAAGAAAGACCAUGUACCAGAAUGCUCAAAACCACAUCAGUGGCAGGAAGAUGAGAAAAAAGUUAGAGAUGGAACAUGUAGUUUUCAAGUGCGGUAUUUAGGUUGUAUGGAAGUGUAUGAAUCCAGGGGCAUGCAAGUUUGUGAAGAAGCUGUUAAAACACUUAAAUCACAAUGUAAAGGGAAAUACCAGAGAGCAAUAUUGUAUGUAUCUGGAGACGCUUUACGGGUUGUGGAUGAAAUAAGCAAGAGCAUGAUAGUAGAUCAGACCAUAGAGAAGGUGUCGUUCUGUGCUCCAGAUAGGAACCAUGAGAAAGGAUUUGCUUACAUUUGUCGUGACGGAACAACACGACGAUGGAUGUGCCAUGGCUUCUUGGCCGUCAAGGAGUCCGUAAGUUUCUUCAGAGGCAGACACAAAAAUAGACGUUCUGGAGAAAGACUGAGCCAUGCUGUUGGCUGUGCAUUUGCCAUAUGCUUAGAACGUAAACAGAAAAGGGACAAAGAUGUGACAACUAACGUAACAGUGUCCUUCAACCAAGACAAAACCAGUUUUACGCGGAUGGGAUCCUUCCGUCAAGCUACCUUAACAGAAAAAAUUGUUGACCCACAAAGUGCUAUUAUAGCUGAACCUGUUCCUGUGAGAUCAGUAGAUAACCCUUUUGCGGUUGGGCGACCUAAAGCAACAAAUGAUAUGUUGAUUAGGCAGGGAUCAUUUAGAGGUUUUGAGAAGCUUCAAGAAUCAUCACCUUUCAAAAGAACAACUUCACUACGUCUAAGUGACCUACCAUCAACACUACAAAGACAGAACGCCAUAACGGACACAUCACCUCCAAGACACCCAGGUGCUGGUAUAAAUGAACCAAUACAAGAAAUGUCACCAACAAAAGAACAAGAGGAAUCUAUAUCUAAACUGUGUCAACAGUUGUCACAAGGGUUAUCUGCCCUUAGUAAUGAUGAUCCAUUUUCUAGCAAUUUUCGGUCUUCACAAUCAAAUCAUACUUCACCUGCAUUCCAGAAAACACCACAACAAAAUACUCCACAUACAGCUUAUACAAAGCAACCAGCACCACAACCUGGUACCCAACAAACAAAUCCUUGGGCUCCUGUUUGGCCCCAACAGACUUCUACAAACCCCUUUUCUGUGCCUCAAGGAUCUGUGACUAAUGGUGUUCCACAACCUCCCCCAAGGGUACAACAACAUAUGCGUAGUCAUUCCAUAGACAGUGGGGAAUUGUCAGGAUUUCCCAGGCAAUAUAAUAAACCAUCACUUUCGGAAAUGUCCAGUCAACGAAGUUUUCAACAAAAUGGUAGUGCUUGGUCUUCAUCAUCAGCGUCGGCACAAGGUGUAGACCCUUUCGAUGUGGCAUGGGCAGCUAAGACUACAAGUAAACAAAGUAAUCCUUUUUCGGCAAAGGUUUAACAGGACCUUAUAAACGUGAAGUUUUUAUUUUUCAUAUGGCCAAGUUAUACUAAACACAAGAUUUACCAAUACCUCGGUGCAUUUAUUUGUGCUUAUGUACAUAUCAGUGUCUACAAAUUUCAAUGGUAUAACUUGGUCUUCAGGAUUUCAGGAUUUCGCUCAGAAAACACCAUCUUCAUGCAACAUAUAUAGUUAUAUUCCUUAUAUGCUGGAAACAAGCGAUUCAGAUGAGAAAAUUAAAUUCUGUUAAAUGAAUAAUGACAAAAAGAUGUUUAGUAUUAAUAUUCAGAGCAUCAUCGGAAAAUUGACUGCAGAAGACUAUAUGGUAUUCAUCUCCAUUUAAGCAAGAAUUCAUAGAGAAGUAAUUACUACUUAAAAAGAAUGGAAGAACUCGUAAUCAGCUACCAUUUUUAUAUGUAAACAAUGAGACCAUUAAUGGCUCCAAUUUAAAUAAGAUUUACUGCAGGGUUGGGUAAGAGUAUUUUAUUCUUAUUAUAUAGAAGUGUUGUUCCCAUAGGAUACAAAUCUGUGAUUUUUUUUAUUUGCAUAUAAGGUGCUUUUAUAAAUAAAAACCCCUGUGUACAUAUUAUUUAGCACCAUAUUUGUAUAUUUUACACCUAUAUAUGUGACAGUAUUUUAGUUUUUUAGCUGGUCUAAUUUUAACCAGACAUUUCGGUCCUGUCACGUACAUAGUUGUUUUCUAUUUUGUUAUAGGUUGUUGGCUUUAUUUUCCUUAUUUGAUUAUUACAUGGAAAAUAAACCGAAUAAAGGUUGUUAUUGAUAUCAUGCAAAUUUUAUAACAUUAUUUUAUUUUAUCGCUGAGUUGUGAUCAUUAUUGUUUUUGGGGUCCAAUGAAUUUUUCAUCUUUAUAUAUGUUAAAUUACAAAUUACACAAUAUAUUCUAGAAAUAUUUUUUAUGUAGAAUUCUUAUGAUUUCUCUGAUAACUGCAUACUGAUCUUUCUGUCCAGACAAGCAUAAAUUAUUAACUUCAUAGAAUUUCCUUUAAAUGAAUAAUUUGUUACUUGGUUCAAACGUUAAGACUGGUUUUUAUCAUGGACCACUCUUCAUUAUAUGAUUAAAGCUGAAUGAAGAUAAUUUUUGAUGAGAGGUAUGGAAUGACUAGACUUACAGUUGUUCUGCAAACCUGGCAUGGCCAAUUAUUUUGUGCCUACAUUGAAUUUUUAUUCCGUUUUUUAACAAGAACUCGAUGUUAAAAUGCUACACCCUGUAACAAAUUAAUAUUUAGAAAAAAACAGGUUUCCAAUUUUGGCAAUUUACUGUCCAAUAUUUUUUUAGAACAUAGCGCAGGUUUUUUUUUUCCUACUAGCUUUCUAAACGCCUUAUCAAAUAGAUGUUAUAAGUUUGACAAUCAUGUGCUAGUAGAUUGAAUUUUAGUACUUGCAGAUAUAUAAAAGCUAUUAUCAAAUAGUAUAAAUUUCUAAUUUAUUUGUGAUUUUAUCUUAUUAAAGAAAUAACAUACAUGUUUUCAGUCAGAACACCAACAGAUUCAUUGAUAUAAUGAUAUUUGUGACUAAAAAAAAUAGGUCCUCUGUCAGAAAAAUUUUGGAUUUACAUAUAUUUGAUUUGACUGAUUUAUGAAUAAUGAUCCAAAUAGUUUCUCUUCUUUCAUGUUUUAAGAAGGAUGUCACUCCUGCAAGCACUGUUAUUUUUUAUGUUUAAGAAGGGUUGUCACUCCUGCAAGCACAGUUAUUUUGGCAUGGUAUGCAGUUAUCACUGAUAUCGGGUAUAAAUAAUUAGUUAUGAUUAGAAAAUUUAUACAGGAACUGCAUGGUUUAAAUUAAAAGUUAAUCAUUCUAAAACAAUAUUUUAGACCGAUUUCAAUUUGAAAAACUGUUGUGGCAACAAAUCUUGAGUAAAAUGAAUAAAUUCCAUUAAUUAAAGAGAGAGAAUUUGAAUAUUCUCCCCUUUUGCAGUUCAUGAUGAAGGCAGAUAACUUGAUAAGCUUAUUUGAGUUUUAUUUGGUUUUAUUUUUGUGCUUUUUUAUAGGGAGAGGGGGAGGGGGGUAUUUCAGAGAAAUUACAGACUUUGUAGUGUUUUGAAAUUGUAUAACGUUAUUUAUUCAUGGAGUAUCUUGGAUUGAGAAAAUUGAUUAAGUUUUAGUGUAGUGGUUCCAUUUGAAGACUUUAUCAUACAUAUAUCAUCAGUCAUUUAUCAAUCAGAUUGAUUUUACUGACUUUUUUUCCAUGCAGUUCCUUUCAAGGUCAGUAUAUGUGUAACAAUCAUUUCAAAGUCAAUAGAUUUUUGUCAUACUUAUUUUUUUAUACUCGAUGUAAAUGGUUAUGUUAAUUACCUGUGAAAAUAAUUUUAAAAUCUUAUAUGUAAUGCAUUUUCUUUUAAGUUGUAUAAAAGCCUCUUUUUUCCUUCAGUAGAUUCAUUUGAAAUUCCUUUCUUGAAAUGCAAAAAAAAAAAGAUUUAUAACGUGUACAGGGUAAAUGAGUAUAUAUAUGAUUUAAUGAAGUUAUACACUAUGAAGUACUGGAAGAGACUUUUCAGCAUUGAUUAGUCUUAUUGAUGUUGAUCAGUUUGAUAAGUCUGAUUGAUGUUAAUCAGUUUAAUAAGUCUGAUUGAUGUUAAUCAAUUUGAUAAUCUGAUUGGUGUUAAUCAGUUUGGCAAGUCUGAUUGAUGUUAGACAGUUUGAUAAGUCUGAUUGAUGUAAAUCAGUCUUCAGUGAUUUUUGAGAUUUUUGCAACAGGACUAUCUAAUGUACAUUUAUAGCUUAUAGUUAUUGAAGAAAGUCAGGUGAUAUGUCAAAUUGAAGAAUAUACAUGUAUAUUAAUAUUACCACAUUGUAAUAUCUUACAUCAGCAUGCUUUAUUGUGGGAUGUCUCUUUCUGUACUGUAUAAACCUUGUUUUGUUGGAUUUUCAAUCAUGUAAGAUAAUACUAAGUAGUCCUAUCUGUAAUUUUUUUUUAAUCUAUUUCAAUGUUUAUUACAUCAAAGCUCUAGGAGUAUAACCUAUCUUAACAUAAGUUUUGCUUCAAAUAAUGGAAAAACAAGCCAAUAAUUGUCCAUAAGCAUUUAACUCAGUGUUCUUCCACAGAAUCUGGUAGCCUGAUUAAUAGCAUUCUAUACUUCAUUGUUUUGUCUGUUAACAUUUCUAUCAGUUAUAAAAGUUAUAAUAAAACUUCAUUAAUGAUACAUGCCCUGCCUAUUACUUAUUAAGAUUAGCCUGUCUUUCAAUUUUAGGUUUAAACACCCUUUAAAUAACUAGUGCAGGAUUAAACUGAAGAUGAAGUGUUAACAGAAAGAUUUGUGUAUUAAGCUGAAGUCCAGAUUCUUCGUCUGUCAGCACAGAGGAGACUAUAUAUAUGUUAUAUUAAUGUAAAAGUUUACCAUGGUGUAUCAACAUUUACUUAUAUAAAUCAGUAUUUUUUUAUAAGAGGCAAAUAGGUUGACUUUCAUUUAGUUACUGAUCCUUUGUAGACAGUUGUUCGUUUGAAAUUACUGUUUAGUUUAAUAUAUCAUGAAACACGCCAAAAAUUCUUCAAUUUGAACUUCAAUAUCUAGGGAGGAAAUUUAUUGACUCUGUCGUAAUUAUAUUAAGGUAAUACUAUGUAGAAUAUUUUUUACAGCUUUUAUUCUCCAUUCCCUUCUAGUGCAUUUCUUAGCUAUCUAUAUUAAUUCCAUCAAAGCUAUUAGAUUUUGUAUCCGUUAGCAAAAUUGAAAUCCUUUUGCCAUGCUUUUCGAUUGAAUUUCAUAUCAGGUAAUAGAAAUGAAAUCUUUUUGCCUCACUCCUGUUUCUAAAGAAUAGGUCCAAUUUUUUUUAGGUUGCCUUAUUUUUUUAAGGACAAGAUUUUCAAGAAAUAUAAGAUUGUGCUUCAAGUCUGUACUUCGUAUGUUUAAUAUGAAAUAGAGGCUCUUGUCAACGGACAUAUAUCCAAAGAUCAUUCAUCAGACUGUUAACAUUCAUACAUUUCAAUCAUAAUUGUUAGUUAAACCAUUUAUAUACAGUAUAAUAACUUGAAAAUAAACAAUAAAAUCACUUCAGAAAAUCAGCUCACCAAGUCCCUUCUCUUGCCUCAUCCAAAAGUUAUAAAUAUAUAUAUAUAUAUAUAAAUAGUUAUAUAUACAUACAUACACAGGUUGUUGUAGAGUUUUUUUUUUUUUUUAUAUAAUAUCAAGGUUGUAUUUUUUCAUUACACUAUAUUUUAAAAUCUAACAAUUAUUGGGAUUAAGAUGUGAAACUUUUUAUUUCUUUAAACUGCAAUGGUGUUUUUUUUUUAUUAGAUUAUUAUUAUGAACUUUAUUUUUAUAUUUUAUGAGAUUGUUCUAAAUUAAUAGAUUUUUCUACUAUUAUAGAUUUUACCAUCUUUUUUUUACUUGUUUGGUACAUUUUAGCAAAGUGUGGUAAAUCGGCUAGUGAUUUUAUAUUUCCUGGACUGUAAUAGAAAAUGAUAAUAUCAUGGUUAUUCAUCCUUUGCUACAACUUUAAAAUUUAAAAGGGAUUAUGCUGGAAAGGUUAGAGAAAAUGAAUUUUGUUGCAUUCAGUCUUUAAGUUUUUGAUAUUUCAAUUGUUGCAGGAAGACUGUUUUCCAAGAAAUAUAAUUUUUCAUCAAAGCUUUAUCAGUAUUUACAUCAUUAAAUUAUUACUGAUAUGAAAUGAUUUGGUUUUCACAAAAUUGAAGGAUUUUAAAUGUGACAGUUUGCAUAUCUUUAAAUUAAUAUUUUCUAGUUUCUAACUGUAAUUAGCUUGCUCUAAAAAAUUUAGAUACAGUAAUUUUAUUCCAGAGUUAAUGAAGGUCUUAAACAGCAAACCCAAACUUGCUGGACCAAAUGUUUAAUAAAAUUUAGAUAUUAUUGGUAUGAUUUUAAUAAUUGUCCAAUGAACUUUUGUCAGACUUGUACAUUGUAAAUAAUGUUUAUGGCAAAUAACUGACUACAUGUCUGGUAAUCCAACCAGCAUUUUUACAAACUCUGUCAUACAAUAAAAACUCUUGUAACCAGGAAAUAAAAGUUAAAUGUGGAUUAUUGUUGUUGGCUGCUGGUCUGAAUUGAUUUUAUCAUAUUUAUAUUCUACAUAAAAUAAACUUAAUCAUGCAAA
Mytilus californianus (California mussel) is the source of this 6840-nucleotide messenger RNA. RefSeq names its product protein numb-like. The coding region runs from base 326 to 1777 and encodes 483 amino acids. The record is from RefSeq and is a predicted model, not a curated record. NCBI's taxonomy places the organism in Eukaryota, Metazoa, Mollusca, Bivalvia, Mytilida, Mytilidae. The transcript has 10 exons.